This is a messenger RNA of Erpetoichthys calabaricus (reedfish), 1587 nucleotides long. Its product is annotated as cytochrome P450 2B4-like. Gene Ontology annotation, cellular component: intracellular membrane-bounded organelle; cytoplasm. The record is from RefSeq and is a predicted model, not a curated record. The transcript is spliced from 9 exons. Lineage: Eukaryota; Metazoa; Chordata; Cladistia; Polypteriformes; Polypteridae. Gene Ontology annotation, molecular function: iron ion binding; heme binding; oxidoreductase activity, acting on paired donors, with incorporation or reduction of molecular oxygen, reduced flavin or flavoprotein as one donor, and incorporation of one atom of oxygen. Gene Ontology annotation, biological process: xenobiotic metabolic process. The coding region runs from base 41 to 1570 and encodes 509 amino acids.
CCUCAACAAGGAAAGAAGUGCGGUGCUGCUGUUGAGAAACAUGGAGUUGUCACUCGCUGAGUUUAUUCCCGCGGGCAAUUCAUAUCAAGCCGUUACAGCUGCUCUUGUGUUCGGAGCCGCAUUUUUGUUGCUUUAUGAAGUCUUUAGGCUUUGGUUUCCGAAGUAUAAGAGACCUCCAGGUCCAACGGCAGUGCCUUUAAUUGGAAAUCUUCAGUUUUUCAUAGAUCCUAUGAGGACAUUCUUGCAGAUGAAAGAGAAAUAUGGAGACAUUUCAUGUAUCUUUUUAGGAUGGAAACCUGUUAUUAUACUAAAUGAGUUUGGUGUCAUGAAAGAUGUGUUGAUACACUCUGGAGCAGAAUUUGCCGGUAGACCAGAGAUGGCUAUUAUAGAAUUGAUCACCCAUGGUUUAGGUAUAUUUAUGGCACCCUAUGGCAUACCUUGGAAGAAACAGCGAAAAUUUGCCCUCCAAACCUUGCGGAAUUUUGGCCUUGGAAAGAAAUCACUGGAGGAACGAAUUUCUGAAGAGGCUGUGUUAUUAAUCAAGGAAUUGCAAAAGGAGUCAGGCAAAGCAUUUGAUCCUCAUUCCACCAUCAACAGUGCUGUGUCCAAUAUCAUUUGCUCCAUUGUCUUUGGGAACAGAUUUGAUUACAAUGAUGAGAAGUUCAAGUACCUCCUACGCCUUGUGAAUUUCAAUGUCCAGAAUGCUGGCUCUCCGGCUGCUCAGUUGUUUCAGUUUUUUCCAAUUCUCAGACACUUUCCUGGACCACUUCAGAAAAUUCUCAGGAAUGCUGAUGAAAUACUUGAGUUUGUGCAACAGUCUGUCAAAGAGCAUCGAAAAACACUGGACCCAGACAAUCUGAGGGACUUUGUAGAUGCCUACCUUGUGGAAAUAGAGAAGCAAAGGUCUAAUCCAGCUUUCAUGUUCACUGACGAGAACCUUAUCAUAACCAUUGGUGACCUUUUCCUUGCCGGAUCAGACACGACUACCACCACAGUAAGGUGGGGAUUGCUCUACAUGACACAGCAUCCUGAAAUUCAAGAGAAGUGCUUCCAGGAGAUUAUUUCUAAGGUUGGAUUUAACCGGCUCCCCUCGUAUGAGGACAGGAUUAACUUGCCAUUUGUUGAGGCUACUAUCAAUGAGAUUCAACGUAUGGGAAACAUCGCUCCCUUUGGAGUGCCACGGGAAGUGACAAAAGAUACUGAAUUACGAGGCUACUUCCUUCCUAAGGGGACCCAGGUGUUUAUUAACAUGUCUUCAGUUUUUUAUGACAAAUCAAUCUGGAAGUUUCCAGACCAGUUUAACCCAGAGAAUUUUCUGGAUGAUGAAGGGAAUUUCUUCAGGCCAGAACCGUUCAUUCCUUUUUCUGCAGGAAUGCGAAUGUGUCCAGGAGAGCAGCUUGCCCGUGUGGAGCUUUUCAUCUUCUUCAGCAGUCUUCUACAGCACCUCAAGUUCUCCUGGCCAGAUGAUGCCUCCCCAGCAGACCUAGAAGGCAUUGUGGGUUUGAGCCACAGCCCUAAACCGUUUAAGCUGCUGUGCCAAACUCGAGACUGGAAGAAGGCACCUCAAUAAAAGGAAUUCUUUUCUGC